GAACCCAUGAUUGUCCUCCUUAUCGCGUGCAUGGUAACUUGUUAUAAACUUCAAGACAUCGUGUGCAUCGUUACAUAACGCGUUAGCAGCAGAUAUGAGAUACAUUUUGGGAAUGGCGCUGGCGCUCGUUAUCCUGCGAGUUCGUGCUGGGAUCGUAAAUAACGGAUUUUGCGCGGAUGGGAAGUGUUUUAGCAUCCACGCAGACCGGCUAAAUUUUGCCAUGGCGAAGGACAUUUGUAAAGUUCGAGGAGGACAUUUGAUGACCGUGCGCUCUGAGAAAGCGAACGAUGUUUUGAGGCAUCUGCUGGAAACAAUUACUGGAGACUUUUGGCUGGGACUUGAAUACACCAGUGGUCUGUGUUCUGGCUCUACUGUCGGGUUAAAGGGAUACAGGUGGAUCACCAAAGACAACAAAACCAACUUCACCAACUGGAAAAGAAGCGACGAGGUCUGUUCCCCAAGAUGCGUGUCAGUCUCCAAAGACGCACUGAAAUGGCACGAAUGGGCAUGCGACAAAACCCUAGAGGGUUAUUUGUGUGAAUACACGAUCACUAACUACUGUCCCCCGCUGGACAAGGGUGCGUUAUACGAAACACAUUUUGGAAUCACGAGUAAUGCCCUCCAAAAUGUUCCUGUAGGCAGCAUCGGGACCGCGCAGCCCCUGGGUACGCGGCACGUGUGUGGGGGGGACGGCUGGCUUCAAGCACCGUGGAUUUGUGAAGUUUUCCAGGGAGGUUGUGAAUAUGAAUGCGUUAAGAGUGCGCAGGGCCCCGAGUGCACGUGCCCGCCGGGUUAUAAACUCGACAACAACAUGGUCACAUGCACUCCUCCUCAGGACGAACCGAGCGCGCAAUCGGAACGCGUCUGUGGCCCGGGGUUUGAACUGAACGCGGAUGGGAUAACAUGUGACGACUUGGACGAAUGCAGCGAUGAGAGCGCCUGUACUGAUGCGAACAAACAGUGCGUAAAUACGCGUGGCAGCUUUGAGUGUCUUUGCAAACCUGGCUAUGAGAGUGUACGUGGAGAUUGCAUGGACGUGGACGAGUGUGCUUCCGGGCCCUGUGAACACGUAUGCACCAACACCAAAGGCGGUUAUCACUGUACAUGUUUUGAUGGAUUCAUACAAUCGACGGAAGACAUGCACACAUGCAAAAUGCACUGUACUGAAGCUGAAUGCCCCCCGGAGUGUAACCCCAAUAACAGCGCCGAGUGCAACUGCCCAGAUGGUUUUGUCCUCCUUGAUGAGCAGCGUUGUGUUGAUAUAGAUGAAUGUGAUAGCGAGCCGUGUGACCAGAAGUGUGAAAACACCUAUGGAAGUUAUAAAUGCUCCUGUGAUGAAGGGUUCGUGCUUAAAAAGAACGGAAAAUGUGAGGUGGAUUAUUUUGAGGGCUCAGUCACCUCGGGACCUUUUGAUAAAUUUAUUCCCACCUGUAGACCCCCGAGAGAUAAACCAGUGUUGCUUUCAACCGACAAUCUGCUGGGGAUAAUGGUUUGCACGGUCGUAUCUGCUGUACUGCUUGUUGUACUGGUUUGUCUCGUGCACUGCAUCACUAUACGUCGCAAUAAAACGCAACAUUACGAUCUGCAGAAAAGCCACGCGGACACCUACGAUUUUCAAACAGAUAUUUGAUAACAGAACUCUAAAACCAGACACAAACUAAAGAUUGUACACUGUAAAAAAGGUAACAAUA
This is a messenger RNA of Paramisgurnus dabryanus, 1691 nucleotides long. RefSeq names its product thrombomodulin-like. Gene Ontology annotation, molecular function: calcium ion binding; transmembrane signaling receptor activity. The record is from RefSeq and is a predicted model, not a curated record. Lineage: Eukaryota; Metazoa; Chordata; Actinopteri; Cypriniformes; Cobitidae. Gene Ontology annotation, cellular component: membrane.